Messenger RNA from Saimiri boliviensis boliviensis (Bolivian squirrel monkey), 4499 nucleotides. It is a transcript of the gene STYXL2, whose product is annotated as serine/threonine/tyrosine interacting like 2. Gene Ontology annotation, biological process: negative regulation of MAPK cascade; protein dephosphorylation. The record is from RefSeq and is a predicted model, not a curated record. Lineage: Eukaryota; Metazoa; Chordata; Mammalia; Primates; Cebidae. Gene Ontology annotation, cellular component: cytoplasm. Gene Ontology annotation, molecular function: MAP kinase phosphatase activity; protein tyrosine/serine/threonine phosphatase activity.
ACAGCUGUCCUGCUCCUAGGAGAAGAAGCCCCGAAGAGAGGAGGUGGUUGGUUCCUGUCUCACUGGCCGGAGCUUCGGUCAUUUCAUCUGGGUCUCUCAGCCCUUGGUGUGGAACGUCCAGGCAGGGUAGAGACUUUCAGAGGUUGGCAAGUUGUCAUGGCGACGAGUGAGGACCCAGAGGAGGAGCAAGUAGUCCCAAAUGAGGAUGAUGAAGCCACCGUGAGGGCAGUGCAGGCCCACUACCUCCGGAGCCCGUCCCCUAGCCAGUAUUCCAUGGUCUCAGAUGCAGAAACAGAAAGCAUUUUCAUGGAACCCAUUCACCUCUCCUCAGCCAUUGCAGCCAAACAGAUCAUCAAUGAAGAGCUCAAGCCACGGGGGGUCAGAGCAGGCGCCGAGUGUCCAGGCAUGCUGGAGUCUGCUGAACAGCUGCUGGUGGAGGACCUGUACAACCGUGUCAGGGAGAAGAUGGAUGACACCAGCCUCUAUAACACGCCCUGCGUCCUGGACCUCCAGCGGACACUAGUUCAGGAUCGCCAAGAGGCUCCCUGGAACGAGGUGGACGAGGUCUGGCCCAACGUCUUCAUAGCUGAGAAGAGUGUGGCUGUGAACAAGGGGAGGCUGAAGAGGCUGGGAAUCACCCACAUUCUCAAUGCUGCGCAUGGCACCGGCGUUUACACUGGCCCCGAAUUCUACACUGGCCUGGAGAUCCAGUACUUGGGUGUGGAGGUGGAUGACUUUCCUGAGGUGGACAUUUCCCAGCAUUUCCGGAAGGCGGCUGAGUUCCUCGAUGAGGCGCUGCUGACCUAUAGAGGGAAAGUCCUGGUCAGCAGCGAAAUGGGCAUCAGCCGGUCAGCAGUGCUGGUGGUCGCCUACCUGAUGAUCUUCCACAACAUGGCCAUCCUGGAGGCUUUGAUGACCGUGCGCAAGAAGCGGGCCAUCUACCCUAACGACGGCUUCCUGAAGCAGCUGCGGGAGCUCAACGAGCAGCUGAUGGAGGAAAGAGAAGAGGACUAUGGGCGGGAGGGGGAAUCAGCUGACGCCGAGGAGGGCGAGGGCACGGGGAGCACGCUCGGGGCCAGAGUGCAUGCCCUGACGGUGGAGGAGGAGGACGACAGCGCCAGCCACCUGAGUGGCUCCUCCCUGGGGAAGGCCAGCCAGGCCUCCAAGCCCCUCACCCUCAUUGACGAGGAGGAGGAGGAGAAACUGUACAAGGAGUGGAAGAAAGGGCAGGGCCUCCCCUCGGGCAAGGUCCCCCAGGGUGGAGGUGGCAGACGCUCAGCCUCCUCUGGCCAGAGUGGGGAGGAGCUCCAGGACGAGGACCAGGACGAGGACGUGGAGAGGAUCAUCCAGGAGUGGCAGAGCCGAAACGAGAGGUACCAAGCAGAAGGGCACCGGAGGUGGGGAAGGGAGGAGGAAGAGGAGGAGGAGAGCGAUGCGGGCUCCUUGGUGGGGAGGCGGCGGCGCACCCUGAGCGAGAGCAGCGCCUGGGAGAGCGUGAGCAGCCACGACAUCUGGGUCUUGAAGCAGCAGCUGGAGCGGAGCCGCCAGAACCGAGGCGGGAGGCGCCGCACAGACUCGGUGUCCUCGGAGAGCACCUGGGACACGUGGAACGAGAGGCUGCUGGAGAUCGAGAAGGAGGCUUCCCGGAGGUACCACGCCAAGAGCAAGAGAGAGGAGGCGGCGGACCUGAGCUCAGAGGCGGGGAGCAGGGUGCGGGAGGACGACGAGGAGAGCGUGGGCUCUGAGGCCAGCUCCUUCUACAAUUUCUGCAGCAGGAACAAGGACAAGCUCACUGCUCUGGAAAGAUGGAAGAUCAAGAGAAUCCAAUUUGGAUUUCACAAGAAAGACUUGGAAGCGGGAGACAGCAGCAGUGAGCCCGGUGCAGAGGAGGCAGCGAGGGAGAAGAAGAACCCCUCCGACAUCAGCCUGACAGCCUACCAGGCCUGGAAGCUGAAACACCAGAAGAAAGUGGGCAGUGAGAACAGGGAGGAGGUGGUGGAGCUCAGCAAGGGGGAGGACUCGGCCUUGGCUAAGAAGAGGCAACGGAGGCUGGAGCUACUGGAGAGAAGCCGGCAGACGCUGGAGGAGAGCCAGUCUAUGGCAGGCUGGGAGGCAGACAGCUCCGCGGCCAGCGGGAGUAUUCCCCUGUCUGCUUUCUGGUCUGCAGCCCCUUCGGUCAGUGCUGAUGGGGACACAGCGUCGGUACUCAGCACCCAGAGCCACCGCUCCCACCUGUCUCAGGCUGCAAGCAAUAUAGUAGGGUGCUCAACCUCCAAUCCAACCACACCCCUGCCUAACCUGCCAGUGGGGCCUGGAGACACCAUUUCCAUUGCCAGUAUCCAGAACUGGAUUGCCAAUGUAGUCAGUGAGACCCUUGCUCAGAAGCAAAAUGAAAUGCUGCUGUUGUCCCGAUCGCCGUCUGUUGCAAGCAUGAAUGCAGCACCAGCGGCCAGCUGCCCCGGGGAUGACCAAGUCUCUAUGCUCAGUGGACAGAGCAGUUCCUCCUUGGGCGGCUGCCUGCUGCCUCAGAGCCGGGCAAGACCCAGCUCUGACAUGCAGUCUGUGCUGUCCUGCAACACCACACUGAGCUCACCGGCCGAAGGUUCCAGGAGCAAAGUGAGGGGGACCAGCAAGCCCAUCUACAGCCUCUUUGCUGACAAUGUGGACCUAAAACGACUUGGCCAGAAGGAGAAGGAGAUGCAGAUGGAGCUUAGGGAGAAGAUGUCUGGGUACAAAAUGGAAAAGCUGGCCUCAGACAAUAAACGCAGCUCCCUCUUCAAGAAGAAGAAGGUCAAGGAAGAUGAGGAUGAUGACAGGGAUGAGGGUGACAGGGAUGAGGACACUGACAGUGCCAUAGGGAGCUUCCGAUAUUCUUCCCGCAGUAAUUCCCAGAAACCCGAAACAGACACAUCGUCCUCACUGGCUGUCUGUGAUCACUAUGCAAGUGGCAGCGGAGUUGGCAAAGAGGUGGAUAGCAGUAUUAAUAAGUGGCUCAGUGGCCUCACGACAGAGGAAAAGCCUCCUUUCCAAAGUGACUGGUCUGGAAGUUCUAGGGGGAAGUAUACCAGAUCAUCCCUGCUCAGGGAGACGGAGUCUAAAUCCUCCAGUUACAAGUUCUCCAAAUCCCAGUCAGAGGAACAGGACACCUCCUCCUACCACGAGGCAAAUGGCAACUCUGUAAGAAGCACUUCGAGGUUCUCAUCUUCCUCCACCAGGGAGGGCAGAGAGAUGCACAAGUUCUCCAGGUCCACGUACAGCGAGACCUCAAGUUCCCGAGAGGAGAGCCCAGAGCCCUACUUCUUCCGCCGGACCCCAGAGCCAUCAGAAAGGGAAGAGUCCCCGGAGCCACAGCACCCAAACUGGGCCAGGUCCAGGGACUGGGAAGAUGUGGAAGAGUCAUCCAAGUCAGACUUCUCUGAAUUUGGAGCCAAGAGGAAAUUCACACAGAGCUUUAUGAGGUCUGAAGAGGAGGGAGAGAAAGAGAGGAUGGAAAACAGAGAAGAAGGGAGGUUUGCAUCUGGACGGCGGUUCCAGUAUCGGAGAAGCACUGACAGGGAGGAAGAGGAAGAAAUGGAUGACGAAGCCAUCAUUGCUGCUUGGAGACGCCGGCAAGAAGAAACCAGGACCAAGCUGCAGAGAAGGAGGGAGGACUGAGCUGGGGAAAAGCUGAGAACACUGAAAGAAACCACUCAGCUUAGCAUAGGGCUCAGGGCAUACAUUGCCACCACCCGUCAAGACAUGAGGAUGCAGAGAGGAUCUUCCGAAGGGGCAGAGCCAAAAUGAGAGGUACCAAGCGUCAGGGUGGCAGAGGUAGAGUAAGGAAGAGGCAAGGACAGGGGGAACCAUCCAUAUGAGGUGUGAUCGCUGGACUGACACCAUUUUCUCUUGCCUCUAAGCUUUGGUGUUUCACUUAAUGUAAUUGAUAGUGUUCAUCACAGACUAGAGAGGUAAGCUUGGAAAAGCAUUGUAGUUUGUCAGAGACUCCAGUUUCCAUCCAGAAAGUCCGUGAACAUAGAACACGGUUUUGUCUGUAGAGGUUUUAUAAUGAGACCCAGCAAGUCUAUCAUGUGGCAAGUCUGACCUCUCCUGGGAACGCUCAAUUCUGAAAAUUUAAAAAAUGUUGAGUCUCCAUUAAAAUGGUAUGUUGGCAAAUAGUUCUUCUUUAUUCUGGUCAUGUUUAGAUCUUUGGAUAUUAGAAGAAAACCACUUUAAAAGACACAAAUGUGUUAUCUGAGCCAGUCUCACCUUGUUUCACAAAAGCUGUGCCUCUAGACAAUGCCAUCAUCGCCUCAUUAUAAAAAAGAACAAGCAAGUAUUUCGCCUAUGAUACAAUACAGCAGGAGACCACACUAGGAAAACCCUUGAGAGUAACAGAGCGAACCAGAGAAGGAGAGAAUGAGUUUUAUUGUGGUGAGAAUGUCAAGAUGUAAAGUAGAGAGAAGGCCUCUCUGAAAGGCAGAAAAACAAAAACAAAGCAUGGGGAGAGAAGAAAAUAAACC